AUGCCGGCAGCAAGAAGCAAUACAUCAGAUAGAGACGAUGAACCUUUUGUGGAGGUUGAUCCGACAGGUCGGUUCGGACGCUACAAUGAUCUGCUAGGUGCUGGUGCAGUGAAGAAGGUUUAUAGAGCAUUCGAUCAACAGGAAGGUAUAGAGGUGGCUUGGAAUCAGGUGCGGUUAAGGAAUUUUAUCGAAGAUCCUGUACUCAUCAAUCGGUUACACUCCGAGGUUCAGUUACUCAGAACAUUGAAGAACAAGUACAUCAUUGUUUGUUACAGUGUUUGGUUGGAUCAAGAGGAUAGCUCUCUCAAUUUUAUUACUGAGGUUUGUACUUCUGGAAAUUUAAGAGAUUACAGGAAGAAACAUCGGCAUGUGUCUUUGAAAGCUUUGAAGAAGUGGUCUAAGCAGGUCCUUGAGGGGUUGGAAUAUCUUCAUAUGCAUGAUCCUUGUGUCAUUCACAGAGAUUUGAAUUGCAGUAACAUAUUCGUCAAUGGGAACAGUGGUCAGGUGAAAAUUGGGGAUCUGGGGUUUGCAACAAUAGUGGGGAAAAGCCAUACUGCGCAUUCGAUCUUAGGCACACCGGAGUUUAUGGCGCCAGAACUCUAUGAGGAAGAUUACACUGAAAAGGUGGACAUAUACUCUUUUGGAAUGUGCUUGCUUGAAAUGGUGACAAUGGAGAUACCAUACAGUGAAUGUGAUAAUGUUGCCAAGAUAUACAAGAAGGUUACCUCUGGAGUAAAGCCUCAAGCUUUGAACAAGGUGGCUGAUCCUGAAGUGAAGGCUUUUAUAUUGAAGUGUAUAGCUGAGCCAAAAGCAAGACCUUCGGCCUCUGAUCUUCUCAAGGACCCCUUCUUCUCAGAGGUCAAUAAUGACGAAAUAGAACCUGUCGCUGCUUGA
This is a messenger RNA of Dovyalis caffra, 894 nucleotides long. NCBI's taxonomy places the organism in Eukaryota, Viridiplantae, Streptophyta, Magnoliopsida, Malpighiales, Salicaceae. The record is from the annotation of a GenBank genome assembly.